Molecule: messenger RNA, 264 nt
Organism: Ilyonectria robusta
Lineage: Eukaryota; Fungi; Ascomycota; Sordariomycetes; Hypocreales; Nectriaceae
Product: ankyrin repeat protein
Exons: 1
Cellular component (GO): nucleus; cytoplasm
Molecular function (GO): protein binding
Source: RefSeq, a predicted model, not a curated record
CGAACACCGCUAUCUUGGGCUGCCCAAGAUGGUCGGGCAGUCAUUGUCAAGCUGCUUCUCCAGACGGGGACGACCGUCAAUAACGUGGAUGGGGAGGGCCGAACGCCACUUUCACGGGCCUCAGAGACCGGCCACGAGGCGGUAGCGAGGCUGCUUAUCGACGAGGGAGCGGACGUGAACACCAGCGACAAAGAUAGAUGUACACCACUCUUACGGGCCUUAGAGAAGGGCCACGAGGUGGUAGCGAGGCUUCUUAUUGGACGA